UUCUGAUAAUCUACGUCGACUUCCGUUUAUGACUUCCUCUGUGAAAUCCGUGUUUCUCCUGUUUCCGCCUUUAAUUAAUUAAUCUAACUCUGUUUACUUUUUAGCAAAAAUGGCUAAUAGUAACAAAGGUAAAAAGAGUGCAUGGUCGAUUGAAGAUAAACCUGUGAAAGUAGAUAAAUGGGAUGGUACAGCUUUAAAGAAUUCUCUGGAUGAUGCUGCAAAAAAGGUUCUUGUUGAGAAAAUGGGAUUUGUUGAAAGCCACAAGUUGAUGGAUGGACGUCUAGCUAUCUGUACAGUUGCAGUCGGAUUUGCAAUGUUUGCACUCAUUUGGGAUUAUUUGAAACCCUUCCCUAACUCUCGGCCAGUUCUCAUUGUCUGUGUUCUAUCAUAUUUUUUCUUGAUGGCUAUUCUCACACUUUACACAUCUUACAAAGAGAAAGGAAUAUUUCUCGUGGCACUACAGAAAGACCCUGCCGGUGUUGAUCCGGACAAUGUGUUGACCAUUUCAUCUUAUCUCAAAAAAUAUGACGAUGUAUACCAACUCAUGGUUGAUUACGAAAAUGGUGUAAAAGGUUGCUCCCGGUCUGGAACCUUAAAGCAUUCUGUGGCGAAAUACUUUGAUGAAAAUGGUGUUCUAUGUUACAAUGUUUACAAAUCUGAAUUGAAAAAUCUCGUUGACAAAUUACUUACUAAAAAAGAUGACUGAUUCUUUUAGUAAUGAUUGUCUUCAUUCACUUCUUGAAAUUGUAAAGUUUGACAUUGGUGAAAUGAGAAAAAUAAAUGUGAAACUGUA
Messenger RNA from Octopus bimaculoides (California two-spot octopus), 793 nucleotides. RefSeq names its product signal peptidase complex subunit 2. Lineage: Eukaryota; Metazoa; Mollusca; Cephalopoda; Octopoda; Octopodidae. The record is from RefSeq and is a predicted model, not a curated record. Gene Ontology annotation, cellular component: signal peptidase complex; membrane. Gene Ontology annotation, biological process: protein targeting to ER.